This is a messenger RNA of Danio aesculapii, 4911 nucleotides long. RefSeq names its product NACHT, LRR and PYD domains-containing protein 3-like. The transcript has 21 exons. The record is from RefSeq and is a predicted model, not a curated record. The coding region runs from base 289 to 4911 and encodes 1540 amino acids. Gene Ontology annotation, molecular function: protein binding. NCBI's taxonomy places the organism in Eukaryota, Metazoa, Chordata, Actinopteri, Cypriniformes, Danionidae.
AUCUUCAAUCCAUGUGCAGAGUUGUUCAUCGCUUUAACCCAAACCAAACUAAGUAUCAAUUUUGCGGAUAUAUAAUCUGUAUAAUCUAAUCUGUCCCAAUGGACAUGUGAAGAAUCGAGAUUACAGUGAACGUUUACAAAAAUACAGGCGUUUAACACGGAGGAAUUUUACCAGGGAUUUUUCCCGCUUUGGAUUCGUACCACGUGACAAGAAACAAAACGAGUGAUUAAAAUGGGAGACCUCUAAAUAGUCUUUUAAGACAAGACUGGCUGUCAGCUGAGCUGCAGUAUGUCAGAGCAGCGAGAAAAAGACCCUCCAGAGAUGAGGCCCUCAGAGAAACACAGCCACAGGAAAGGUUCAGGUUCACAUGUGUCCAGCUCUGUGUCUGUGAAGAGUGACCAUUCAAAGGAUGGUGACAUACCAAACUUCAGUAUGAAUACAAAAUCACGCAAAAGGAAAAGAUCAGGUGUGUCCAGCUGUGUGUCUAUGAAGAGUGACAACUCAAAAGAUUUCAACGCACCAAACUUCAGUGGGAAUAAAGUGUCUUUCAAAAGGAAAAGAUCACGUUCACGUGUGUUCAGCUCUUCGUCAGAGGAUGAACACAUGCCAAACCUCAGUGAAGAAACACGCUCAUCUCUCAAAAGGCCUAAUUGUUUGGAUUCAGUCUUCAAGAAACUUGAGAACAAAAUCAAUAAUUUUGUGAAAAGUGAACUAAAAAAGUUUAAGUUUAUAUUAGAAAAUGAAUGCACACAAGACAUUGUAAACUACAUUAAUGGGAAUAAAUGCAAAGCAGCAGCUCUUGAUCUCACAAUCCACUUCCUGAGAGAGAUGAAAAAAGAUGAAGCUGCUGCUACUCUUAAAGAUAUGCUGAUCGCCAUUCCUAAGUUAAAAUGUAAUCUGAAGGAGAAGUUUCAAUGUGUGUUUGAAGGAAUUGCAAAGCAAGGAGACUCCACACUUCUGAAUAACAUCUACACGAAUCUCUACAUCACUCAGGGUGAUAGUGAACAGAUCAACACUGAACAUGAGGUGAGACAGAUUGAAGUUGCUUCCAGACGUCAUGAAUCACAAGAGGUUCAGAUUGAAUGCAAACGUUUGUUUGAAGCACCUGAACAAGACAAGCAGAUCAGAACUGUACUGACAAAAGGAGUUGCUGGCAUCGGGAAAUCAGUCUCUGUGCAAAAGUUUGUUCUGGAUUGGGCUGAAAAAAAAGAAAAUCAAGACAUCAACUUCAUAUUUCCUCUUCCAUUCAGAGAGAUGAACUUAAAGUUGAAAGAAAAUCUAAGUUUGAUGGAUCUUAUAACUCACUUUUUCCCAGAGACAAAAGGACUGAACCUUACAAGAAGGAAUCAAUUCAAAGUCCUGAUCAUCCUUGAUGGAUUGGAUGAAUUUCGUCUUCCUUUAAACUUUGCUGGUAAGGAGACUUGUCAUGAUGUAUCGACAGCAGUCUCUCUGGAGGUUCUUCUGACGAACCUCAUCAAGGGUAAUCUGCUUCCUUCAUCUCUCAUCUGGAUCACCACUAGACCAGCAGCUGCCAGUAAGAUUCCUCCUGACUGUAUCGACCGGGUGACAGAGAUUCGAGGAUUCAAUGAUGCACAAAAGGAGGAGUACUUCAGAAAAAGACUCACAGAUGAGAUUCAGGCCAAAGAAAUCAUUGAUCAUGUUAAAAAAUCAAAAAGUCUCUUCAUCAUGUGCCACAUCCCAGUCUUCUGCUGGAUCUCAGCCACUGUGCUCCAGAACAUUUUAGAGGAGAAAAAGAAUAAUGAUGUGAUCGUCAAUCAGGCUGGUGUUGCCUCCAAAACACUGCAGAAAUCAAAUACUGAAGACACUCCCAAGACUCUGACACAGAUGUACACACACUUUCUCCGCUUUCAAAACCUUCAGAGCAGACGAAAGUAUAAUGGAGAAAACACACCAGAUGCUUCCUGGGACAAAGACACUAUUCUUUCAUUGGGGAAACUGGCAUUUCAUCAACUGGAAAGAAGCAACAUGAUCUUCUAUGACAGAGACCUGGAGGACUGUGGUAUUGAUGUCUAUAAGGCAUCAGUUUGCUCAGGCAUGUGUACCCAAGUUUUUAAGAAGGAAACAGGGAUCAUUCUUGGUACCAUGUAUUGCUUUGUUCACUUGAGCGUUCAAGAAUUUAUUGCAGCUCUUUAUGCACAUUUAAUUCUAGACACCAACAAGAAAAGUGUAUUUGAUCAAGACUCUACAGAACAGGGAAACCAAAAUCAAUCCAUGAUUGAUUUGCUCAAGACUACUGUGGACAAGGCACUUGAGAGUGACAAUGGACACCUGGACCUUUUCCUUCGGUUCCUUCUUGGACUUUCACUCAAGUCCAAUCGACACCUUUUACAAGGCCUUUUGACACAGCAAGAUGACAUUGACCAGAGCAAAGAGGAAAUAGUAAGGUACAUCAAACAGAAGUUUGAAGCUGAUAUUACUCCAGAGAGAUCCAUCAAUCUGUUCUACUGUCUGAAUGAACUGAAUGACCAAACUCUAGUUAAAGAGAUUCAGACCCACCUUAGCAGAGGAAGCCUCUCAUCUGUUGAUCUUUCACCUGCCCAGUGGUCUGCUUUGGCCUUUGUGUUGUUGACAUCAGAGGAGAAGUUAGAGGAGUUUGAGCUUCAUAAAUUCAAGAAAUCAGAUGAGUGUCUCAUUAGACUAUCACCAGUCAUCAAAACCUCCAAACGGGCUCUGCUUAAAUGUUGUAACUUAACAUACAGAAGUUGUUCAGCUCUGGCUAAAGUUCUUGAAUCAGAUACCAGUCUGAAAGAGCUGAACAUGAACAACAAUAAUCUACGGGAUUCAGGAGUGAAGCUGCUCUGCACAGGACUGAAGGAUGGAAAAUGCGAGUUGGAAAUACUGAGACUCUCUAACUGUAGCAUCACAGAAGAAGGUUAUAAAGCUCUGGCUUCAGCUCUGAGAUCAAACCCUUCACACCUAAAAGAGCUGGAUCUCAGAGGAAACGAUCCUGGACAAUCAGGAGUGAGGGAGCUCAGCGAUCUACUACAGGACCCAGACUGUCAGCUCAACACACUGAGGUUUUUGAGUCCCGCUGCAGAUCAAGCCUGUCAGUUUGUGUCUGGAUUUGUGGGUCAAAACCCAUUAUUGCUGAAAGAACUGAAUCUGAGUGGACUUACGCUAGGAGACACACAAAUGAAUCAACUGGCUGCUCUACUGCAGGAUAAACACUGUCGGAUCAACACACUCAUACUGAAUAAUAACAGUAUUACUGCAGAAGGUUGUGCCGCUCUGACCUCAGCAUUUAAUUCCAACCCUUCAAACCUGAAAACGCUGUAUCUGAGUGGAAAUAAGCUAAGAAACACAGGAAUAUUAAAGAUCUGUUGUCUGUUGGAAAAUACACAAUGCAGAUUGGAGAAACUGGAUCUUUCAGACUGCAGUGUGACAGAAGAAGGUUAUAAAGCUCUAGCUUCAGCUCUGAGAUCAAACCCUUCACACCUGACAGAGCUGGAUCUCAGAGGAAAUGAUCCUGGACAAUCAGGAGUGAAGGAGCUCAACGAUUUACUACAAGACCCAAACUGUCAGCUCAACACACUGAGGUUUUUGAGUCCCGCUGCAGAUCAAGCCUGUCAGUUUGUGGGUCAAAAUCCGUUACUUGGGAAUGAAUUGAAUCUGAAUGGACAAAAGCUUGGAGACACACAAAUGAAUCAACUGGCUGCUCUACUGCAGGAUAAACACUGUCGGAUCAACACACUCAUACUGAAUAAUAACAGUAUUACUGCAGAAGGUUGUGCCGCUCUGACCUCAGCAUUUAAUUCCAACCCUUCAAACCUGAAAAAGCUGUAUCUGAGUGGAAAUAAGCUAAGAAACACAGGAAUAUUAAAGAUCUGUUGUCUGUUGGAAAAUACACAAUGCAGAUUGGAGAAACUGGAUCUUUCAGACUGCAGUGUGACAGAAGAAGGUUAUAAAGCUCUAGCUUCAGCUCUGAGAUCAAACCCUUCACACCUGACAAAGCUGUAUCUCAGAGGAAAUGAUCCUGGACAAUCAGGAGUGAAGGAGCUCAACGAUUUACUACAAGACCCAAACUGUCAGCUCAACACACUGAGGUUUUUGAGUCCCGCUGCAGAUCAAGCCUGUCGGUUUGUGGGUCAAAAUCCGUUACUUGGGAAUGAAUUGAAUCUGAAUGGACAAAAGCUUGGAGACACACGAGUGAAUCAACUGGCUGCUCUACUGCAGGAUAAACACUGUCGGAUCAACACACUCAUUCUGUGGACAUGCAGCAUUACAGAAAAACAGUGUAUCACCCUAACUUCAGCUCUAAAAUCAAACCCAUCACACCUGAGAGAGCUGGACCUCGGCGUGAAUAAAAUAAACAAAGCAGUGAAUCACUUAUGUAACCUAAUAAAGGAUUCACGCUGUGAACUGGAGAGACUGAGGUUAAGAGGCUGUGAAAUCACACAAGAAGGUUGUUCUGCUGUAACUUCAGCUCUGAAAUCAAACCCAUCACACCUGAGAGAGCUGGACCUGGCUCAGAAUCCACUUGGAGACCUUGGAGUGAAAAACCUCAGUGAUUUACUGAUGAAUCCACAAUGCAAACUGGAGAGAUUAUAUCUGUGUCAUUGCAGCAUUACAGAGAACCAGUGUUUCAUCCUGACUUCAGCUCUGAAAUCAAACCCUUCGCACCUGAGGGAGCUGAACCUCAAUGGGAACAAAAUAAAAAACACAGGAGUGAAUUAUUUAUGUGACGUACUGAAGGAUUCACGCUGUAAACUGGAGAGACUGAGACUAUAUGAAUGUGGCAUUACAAGUGUUUCGUCUUUAACUCAGUGUUUGAUAAACACAAAAGCCCUGGACUUUUUAAAGGAGCUCGAUCUGAAUGUAAAUAGCAUAGCAGACUCAGAGCUGCAGCGGCUCACUGAUGUGACAAAGGACUCAAACUGUGAACUGAGGUGA